Dunckerocampus dactyliophorus (ringed pipefish) is the source of this 1659-nucleotide messenger RNA. It is a transcript of the gene atg5, whose product is annotated as ATG5 autophagy related 5 homolog (S. cerevisiae). The coding region runs from base 214 to 1014 and encodes 266 amino acids. Gene Ontology annotation, cellular component: phagophore assembly site membrane; cytoplasm; Atg12-Atg5-Atg16 complex. The record is from RefSeq and is a predicted model, not a curated record. The transcript is spliced from 9 exons. Lineage: Eukaryota; Metazoa; Chordata; Actinopteri; Syngnathiformes; Syngnathidae. Gene Ontology annotation, biological process: C-terminal protein lipidation; autophagy of mitochondrion; nucleophagy.
ACUGUAGUAUUGAGAGCAGCCGACAGGAGUCCCUGUUGCUGAGUGGUCUUCUUCGGCUGUCUUCGGCAUGUCCGCUGCAGAAUGACAACAUCGACCAGCACGGCCCUUUUUCCCUGACUACUGACUGCAAAACACAAACAAAACUUUGGCAGGAAGCUCUAUUGCUUUGGUCUCGUCCAGUCUUUAUGAGCCACUGGGUGGAGCAGCAACAUUAUGGCAGAUGACAAAGACGUGCUAAGAGACGUCUGGUUCGGCAGGAUCCCAACCUGCUUUACUCUCAACCAGGAUGAAGUGACUGAGAGGGAGGCGGAGCCUUAUUAUCUGCUGUUACCCAGGGUGAGUUACCUGACGUUGGUCACCGACAAGGUGAAGAAGCAUUUCCUCAAAGUGAUGAAGGCUGAGGAUGUUGAGGAGAUGUGGUUUGAAUACGAAGGGACGCCACUCAAAUGGCACUAUCCAAUCGGAGUUCUGUUUGACCUCCAUGCCUCCAACUCUGUCUUGCCGUGGAACAUCACCAUGCACUUUAAGAACUUUCCAGGUCAUGAUCUGCUGCACUGCUCAUCCAGCUCCGUGAUCGAGGCUCACUUUAUGUCCAGCAUCAAGGAGGCGGACGCACUCAAGCACAAGAGCCAAAUCGUCAAUGACAUGCAGAAGAAGGACCACAAGCAGCUGUGGAUGGGCCUGCAGAAUGAUAAAUUUGAGCAGUUCUGGGCCAUGAACCGGAAACUGAUGGAGUAUCCCACUGAGGAGGGAGGAUUCCGAUACAUCCCAUUCAGGAUAUACCAGACGAUGAGCGACAGGCCCUUCAUCCAGAAACUGUUUCGUCCCUUUUCGCCUGAAGGCAACGCUCACACGCUUGGCGACCUGCUCAAAGAGAUGUACCCUGCUGCGUUACCUGGCCACGUGAACGCUGUAGAGGCCCUCUGUCACCUACAACACCGUGUGGGGUGUAGAAGAGCGGACAAGGUGGCAGCCUUCAGAGAUAAGGUGAGCAGAAGCACUACCAGAUUCUGAUCCAUGGCAUCGAGCCGUUGCUGGAGACGCCGCUGCAGUGGCUCAGCGAGCAUCUCAGCCACCCGGACAACUUCCUGCACAUCUGCGUGGUCCCCGCCCCCACUGACUGAGGCCAGCCCUCUCUCACUGUCGUCGUGACAACCCACUAAGCAGCCGACCGCCAAACGGCGUCGCGGCUGCGAUGACGGCGGAGACUCGUCGGACAGACUCUUUGAGGAGACCACCACAACAAGACAGAGAAGGAGAUGGAAGGAAGGAAUGUUCCUCUUCAUCAAUGACUGUCUCCGCCUCUUCCUAAGGCUCACUUCCAGGAAGAACGCAUCAUUACCAGAGGAGAGAGGAAGAACGUUUGAUGCCGUCAUUGCCUUGGUUACCACAUUCCUGUGUCUCGUCCUUCUUACAUAUUUGAGUUUACAUGUGUGCCCUCCCAAACAGUCCACAAGUGGCCCAUCCUGGACUGGACCAGGCCUGCAAACAACUAAGAAGCAGGCCGUGUUUACGACCACUUUAACGUUUCUGUUGUCCCCUUCACCUUUCAAGCAGCCGUGCUGUGAUUCAGCUGCUUGUUUUGUUUUUCUGUGGUUGUGGCCAGUAGGCGACUGUCACAAGCAAAAGAAUAAACGUCUUGUUUGUGUCUCUCUCUUC